Messenger RNA from Nilaparvata lugens (brown planthopper), 1927 nucleotides. Its product is annotated as dnaJ homolog subfamily B member 9. Gene Ontology annotation, cellular component: endoplasmic reticulum. The transcript is spliced from 4 exons. Bases 211 to 822 code for a protein of 203 amino acids. NCBI's taxonomy places the organism in Eukaryota, Metazoa, Arthropoda, Insecta, Hemiptera, Delphacidae. The record is from RefSeq and is a predicted model, not a curated record. Gene Ontology annotation, molecular function: protein-folding chaperone binding; misfolded protein binding.
UGUUUUGUGUGGGAGACCAAGCCAAAGCCAAAGGGGAAAGAACACGUCAGUUUGCAAUCGCGAAGUGUCUGCAGGUAUUUAUAGUCAAAAGCGAAUUUAAAUUCUGUUCACCUCUUCUAUUCACUUAAUAUUGAAUUGCGCAUUCGUUAGUGACAUAACUUAAUAAAGCUGUUUAUUUUCUAGAAUCUACUCGGAUUAAAUUUUCAAACAAUGAAGUCCGAACUGCUCUCAUCAUUUUUCGUGGUAUUCAUAGUAUUUUCACCAGCUGUUGUAAUCUGCGAAGAAGACUUCUAUGAGGUGCUUGGUGUGAACCGAAAUGCUAGUGAUAAAGAAAUAAAAUCUGCCUAUAAGAAGUUGGCAAUCAAGUACCACCCGGAUAAAAAUAAGGAGGACACUACAAAGGAAUUCCAGAAAGUCUCUGAAGCUUACGAAGCCCUGAAAGAUGAGAAGUCCAGGAAAGAAUACGAUAUGAAACGCCAAGGAGAUGUGUUUGGAGGCUUCCAUGGGGGCCAACCGUUUGAACAUGACAACUUCUUCAGGACAUUUGAAGAGUUCGUUCAUCCCUCUUUCCAUCCAAAUAAAGACAACAAUGAAGGUCAUAGGCACAAUAAUAUGAACUUUGAUUUCUUCCAGGAUAACAUGAUGUUUGAUAUGUUCGAUGAUGAGCGUUUUGGCUCCGGCAGCUCGUUUUUUGGAAACCAUUUUGGACAAGAGAAGAGAGAACACGAGCACAGCAGCAGUCAGAGGAGUGGAGCAAGAAGCUGUCGCACUGUGACCCAAAGAAUUGGAAACACCGUUACCACAUACACCGAAUGUUUUUAAACGUUUCAACCAUGCUUCUAGCUGAAAAAGCUAUAGUAAAAACGCUUCAGGGACAUUUGAAUGUUGUUAAGAGUAUUAUGUAUAAAGGCAGUAAUGCCUUUUGGAAUUUUAUCUGUGAUUUUGUGCUAGAUGCACUGCUGCUAUAUUUAGUAGAACUGAAGUGAAUAACUUUAUUUUGUCUUGAAAUAUAUACUACAGUACAUCUUUUAAAUGUGUAAAUUCCCACCUUGAUGUACAUUCAGUCUCGUUGGUUAGUGCUGGGACUCCAGUUAGGAGUACCUAAUCCUUUUAAUUUAUUAUUUUGUUAAAUAUUCUAUCUUUAGCUUAUUUUGUGAUACCUAAAGUUCAUAACUCUUUGCUUUUGUAGAUAAUGACAUUUUCGUCUUUGAUUUAGUUACGAAUAGUUCACAUUGAGUCAUUUUCAUCCGCUAUUAUAUUAGUAUUUUAUCACUGAAAAUUAUUUUACCUUAUUCGACCUUUGUCAAUCUUUUCUGCCCACUACAAGUGAAAUUUGUCGAUUAACUGAUGAAAGUGUUCCAAGUACAGUAAGAAUUGUAUGUUUUAUUUCUUCAAUUUUUGAUAAAUGAAGCAUUAUUUGGUUGUUGAAUCGUGGUGGUUUUUCAAAUGCCUGAUUAGAAAUAUUGACGACAUUCGUAGAGUAUCUAUAAAGGUUGAUCGUUGUUGGAAAAGCAAGCGGACCUCUGAGUGGAUUCAUAUUCAAUAGUAACAGACAAUUAUAGUCACCAGUCAAUAAUCUUUAUUACCGUUACAAAUUCUGCAACAACAGUAAUGUAUUCAUCCACGAAAUUGCUGAAUCAUAAAGAACAUUUUUAAAUGAUCAGGUAAUACCUAUCAUAUUGAAAUUUGCUCAUUCUAUAAUGAAUAUUUUGUGAAUUCCAUAUCACAUGGAAUAAUAAUUUUGGUUCAUUCUGUUCAUAUUUUUUCUUACAUGUUUCAAUCACUGUUGAAAUAUUAAUUACAAACCAUUAUAACUUCAUUUCAGUGAUAAAUUAUUUCAGUUUUACUCUGAUUUCAUUAAUAUACGUUUCAUUGUACAGUUUGUCAUGUGAAAUUAUUGAUGUAAUAAAUUUUGUUUUGUAAUCAA